AGUCUGGUGACUUUUGAAGCGAUCAAUCACCUGAACAAAAAAAAAAGUAAAAGCUCAAUCACGGUAGAAAAGAGCUGAAGAGACACAGCACAUGAUUUUCUCAAUAUGAAAUUAGCAGUUUUAUUUUUGUUUUCGGUGGCAACGUCCUUCGCGGCAGAAGAAUCGUGUGCUGGACGUUGUCAGAAUGGCUUUGACCCCAUAAUGAAAUGCCAGUGUGACACUUUGUGCAAGUACUACGGAAGCUGCUGUAUAGAUUUUGACACCACAUGCAAAACUAAAAUUACACGUGGAGAUGUGUUUGAGCUUCCUGAGGAAAAUCUGGCCUCUAAUUUGAGUCUCACAACAACAACAGCGAAUAACACAGAAAUAUUUACCACCUUCACCAAUACCUCCACCCACUUUCCAGACCCUGUGGAAGAAACCUGCAGUGGAAAAUCGUUUGAUGCCUUCCUGCAGAUAAAGAACGGCUCGGUUUAUGCUUUCAGGGGUGAAUACUUCUUUGAACUGGAUGAGAAGUCAGUGAUGCCGGGUUAUCCCAAACUCAUAAAGGAUGUCUGGGGUAUUUCCGGUCCUAUCGAUGCUGCCUUUACUCGUAUUAACUGCCAAGGGAAGAGUUAUAUAUUUAAGGGUAACAAGUACUGGCGCUUCGAGAGUGAUGUCCUGGACGAAGAUUACCCGAGAGAUAUCUCAGUGGGGUUUGAAAAGAUCCCAGAUGAUGUUGAUGCUGCAUUUGCCAUUCCUGCUCCAGCACACAACAAAAAGGAGAAAGUGUAUUUCUUUAAAGGUGAUCGCUAUUACCAGUACGAGUUCAAGCACCAGCCAUCUCAUGAGGAUUGUGUCCAAAUGACCAAAGCCUCCCCGUCCCUCCUCUUUACUCGCUAUACUGACCUGUACUGUGACCACAACUGGGAUGACUUCUUAACCUCACUCUUCCAAAACAAUCAAGGAUCAGGACAUCACAAAGGGCCACACUUCAUUGCGAAAGACUGGGUGGGCAUUAAACCUCCAAUAGACGCUGCGAUGGUGGGACGGCUGUACCUGCGCCCCAAACCUUCUUCUUCUUCUCCUGCACCUUCACUUCCACCUGUUGUAGCUCCAGAUAGAAGUAGCAAGACCCGAGGCGGGCGCAAGGGCAAGGGUAAAGGCAGAGGGAGCAGAACCAGCAGAUCAGACUUCUUGGAAGAUUACUACUCGGAUUAUUUAGAGAGGUUGUUUGAAACCAAAAGAAGAAAUAAAGGUCAAAAGAAGGGCCGUGGAAGACGCCCGACCUUUUACGACUACAGCUACGACUACACAGACUACACUGAAGUGGAGCAAGUGCAGGAGAAAACAACACCCGUGCAAAAUGUCUACUUCUUCCAGAAAGAUAAAUACUACAGAGUGGAUCUCAAGACCAAACGCAUCGACUUUGCAAUCCCUUCAUACCCGAGAUCCAUCGGCAAAUACUGGCUGGGAUGUAAAGAAAAGGACCUGGCAGAGAAAAGAUAAAAAAUAUAUAUAUAAUGUCUCUUUGAAGUCAAAGCUAAAAAUGAGAUACACUCUAGUACACAAGACUGUAAUCCAAUCAUGGCUGCUGUAGAGGACUGAGGUUGAAAGUCUGCAAUGAUCAAUAAUUUGUUAAAGCCAUUUUUGGUAAUAAUCCAAAGAUCCUAGAAAAAUUCUUCUCUGCUCAACACACAGGGUCUGGUGGUUAUUCAAAACGAACAUGUAGCAUGGAUUACUGGGUUCUUUUGUUUGCGAGUGAGAACCAGACACUAUGCUUCUAAAUAUGUAAUUACUGCAUAAUAAACAGAUGUACUCUUUG
Hemibagrus wyckioides is the source of this 1804-nucleotide messenger RNA. RefSeq names its product vitronectin b (gene vtnb). Gene Ontology annotation, biological process: cell adhesion mediated by integrin; immune response; cell-matrix adhesion. The transcript is spliced from 9 exons. Gene Ontology annotation, molecular function: extracellular matrix binding; polysaccharide binding; scavenger receptor activity. NCBI's taxonomy places the organism in Eukaryota, Metazoa, Chordata, Actinopteri, Siluriformes, Bagridae. Bases 106 to 1488 code for a protein of 460 amino acids. The record is from RefSeq and is a predicted model, not a curated record.